AUGGAAGGAAUCCUUCCACCACGGUCCGAACCCGGUACUCAUCCCUCCGGACUGCGUUCCAAAACCGUAUUACAGUGGUUGCUUCCCAAUAUAGGAAGUACAAAUUCCAAAUAUAUAAUAGUUAUUCUAUCGGUGCAACCUGUAUUGUCUCUGGUACAACAUUAUGAAUUUACCCUCGAGCAAACUCUUUCUAAAUUGACAAGAUUUUUUUAUCGAUUGGGAGCUGAUGCAGUAUUAGAUAUGAUAAUGGCUGAUGAUUUUGUUCUAUUGGACACCGUCAAAGAAUUUAUUGAGCGUUAUAAAGCUAGUAAGGAGGGCACGAAAAAUCAAUUACCAUUGCUGUCCUCUUUGUGUCUAGGUUGGGUGUGUUACGCUGAGAAAACUCAUGGAAAUUUUAUAUUGCCACAUAUAAGCGUUACAAAAUCACCUCAACAAAUUAUGGGGUCAUUAGUAAAGUACUACUUAGCUAAAAUUAUGGGUCUAGCAACAGAACAGAUAUAUCACGUAACUGUAAUGCCCUGCUAUGACAAACAGUUGGAAGUUUCCAAAGAUUUUUACAAUCAGCAGAGAAAAACGAGAGACGUAGAUUCUGUCAUAACGUCAAUUGAAUUGGAACAGAUGCUGAAUGAAGACGGUUAAUUAGUAUUAAAUAAAAUAAACGAAGGUGAAAUUAAACAACCAUUUCGUUCCUACAGUGAGGAAAUUGGAACUAAAUUAUGCAGUCAUAGUGGCUCAGGAUCAGAUGGUUACUCAGACUUCACUUUUUGUUACGCAGCGAAGAAUCUUUUCGAUGAAGAUGUCACAGUGGAUUUUAAAAGUCUUAGAAAUCUCUACUUCCAGGAAGCAGAAUUGAAGAGAAAUGACCAAGUGUUAUUAAAAUUUGCUAUUAUUAAUGGCUUCAGGAAUAUACAGAACAUAGUUCAAAAAAUGAAAAACGGCAAGUGCGUUUACGACCAUGUCGAAACAUGCCCGUGUAGUAAUUGUUUUAUUUAAAAUGUAUUAACACGAUGCAUGUAAUAAAUAAUUAAAUUUAAUAUAAUUACUUUUAUUGGGUUGCCUAAACGGCGAGGCGCAAGUGAGACCCGAUGGAAACAUUCAACCCCAAGAACUUGCAUUGGCAUUGGAAAAUAUGUAUCGUAAACUCCCGCUAAGUAAAUCUCUGAAGAAAAUACAGUUGUACAGAAUUUGUACAAAACUUGGUUAGAAGAACGUACAAAGUUUACGCGUAUUUUAAUACACGAUAUUACGAAAUAUAAAAAAUGAACACAGCACUCGCAAUAAAGUGGUGAUGUAAACUAUGUUAUAUAUAUCAUUACUUGUAUAAUCUAUAUUUUUUUGUACAGUAAGUUCAUUGGCUGAUUGACUCUAUUUUUGCAAUAUAACAAAAAUAAAUAAAUUACUAAUUAAUUAUUUGACGCCCACUUAAAGCCAUGACUUAAAAUAUAUACCAGCAUGUUAUAUAAAUAAAUUUUAUGUUCUUA
Messenger RNA from Solenopsis invicta (red fire ant), 1481 nucleotides. RefSeq names its product probable cytosolic Fe-S cluster assembly factor CPIJ010948. Gene Ontology annotation, biological process: iron-sulfur cluster assembly. NCBI's taxonomy places the organism in Eukaryota, Metazoa, Arthropoda, Insecta, Hymenoptera, Formicidae. Gene Ontology annotation, molecular function: 4 iron, 4 sulfur cluster binding. The record is from RefSeq and is a predicted model, not a curated record. Gene Ontology annotation, cellular component: cytosolic [4Fe-4S] assembly targeting complex.